Molecule: messenger RNA, 671 nt
Organism: Telopea speciosissima
Lineage: Eukaryota; Viridiplantae; Streptophyta; Magnoliopsida; Proteales; Proteaceae
Product: 60S ribosomal protein L28-2-like
Exons: 5
Coding region: 69-521 (150 amino acids)
Biological process (GO): translation
Cellular component (GO): cytosolic large ribosomal subunit; ribosome
Molecular function (GO): structural constituent of ribosome
Source: RefSeq, a predicted model, not a curated record
CACUGCCCAAAUCUGCCGAGUAGGUAACAGAGGACGUUAACGGCUACCUCUCUAUAGUCUCUGUUAAAAUGGCUACAGUUCCGGGGCCUUUGAUUUGGGAGCUCGUGAAGAAGAACAACUCGUUUCUCGUUAAGGAGUUCGGAAAUGGGACAGCUAGUGUGCAGUUCAGUAAGGAGAGCAACAAUCUCUACAACCUUAAUUCCUUCAAGCACUCAGGGCUUGCAAACAAGAAGACAGUUUCGAUUCAAACUGCCGGCAAAGAUCAAUCUGUGGUGCUAGCGACGUCUAAGACUAAGAAGCAGAACAAGCCCGCGAGCUCUCUCCACAAGUCCGUCAUGAAGACGGAAUUCCGCCGGAUGGCUAAGGCCGUUGUCAACCAGGUUGCAAAUAACUACUACAGACCAGAUCUGAAGAAUGCUGCCCUUGCGAGGCUUAGUGUGGUGCACAGGAGCCUUAAGGUUGCCAAGUCUGGUGCCAAGAAAAGGAACAGGCAGGGACUUAAGGUCCGUGGUAGGAAGUGAGGCAAGUAGAUUCCUAUUCUCAUUUGGGUACUGAAAAUGUGGAAGGUAUUCUGAUUGAUAGAUUUUUUUGAGUAGACUGUGGAAGUAGGCUAUGAGCCAUUUGCUUCAGAGGAUAUAUAAUAUAUGUUUGGACUUGAAUUUUGGUAUAAA